Fraxinus pennsylvanica is the source of this 2028-nucleotide messenger RNA. Lineage: Eukaryota; Viridiplantae; Streptophyta; Magnoliopsida; Lamiales; Oleaceae. The record is from the annotation of a GenBank genome assembly.
AUGGCAGUUGCCGAACUCAGCACAGGUGGAGCUCUCAAUGCUAUGAAAACAGAAGAGGGGAACGAUUCCGUUGACACUUUCAUCAAGCAAGCAAUACAAAAGGAGCCUCUUCUCUCUUUCUCAAGGACAGGUGACAGCCCAGUCCAGUGGAUCCAGUUACUUCAUGCCUUAGAUCAGCCAGACUCCUUUUGUGCUGAUCUCCCUGGUUGGCCCCUGCUGACUCCUCUGAAGGUUACAAUGAAGAAGUGCGAGAAGUGUUCCCGGGAGUUUUGUUCACCAGUUAACUACAGGAGACACAUUCGUGUCCACCGUCGAUCUUUAAAUGUCAAUAAGGAAUCUCACAAAAUUAAGGAUUUAUUGGCUGCAUUUUGGGAUAAGCUCUCAGUGGAGGAGGCGGCUAGGGAAGUUCUAUCCCUCAAGGAUGCAUCGUUAAAGGAAGUUCCUAGUUCCUCAGUUAUUAGGGCUUUGGCUUCCUCUCUCCGCCAGCCAGGUGUUUGGACUCUUCCACAGGUUUAUGUGAGAGCUGGCUCCUCAUUAUUGGAUAUUAUUCAAGCCAAUCCUUCCAGGCUUCCAAUAUCCUCACAGGAAUUGUUUAAUAUCCUAGACGAUGCUAGUGAGAAUACAUUCUUAUGUGCUGGUACAGCUGAGUCUCUUCAAAAAUAUGUUUUUGAUGAGGAAACAGCUAAACAUAGCCUUAAGUUGACGAACACCAACUGUUGGUAUGUAAAAGCAUGGGUGACUGACAAAGAUGCAGAGGCUUUAAGAUGUCAGAAGUUGCUUGUGGAGGAAGAAGAUGCUGCACAGAGAAGGCAAGCUGAACUAUUGGAGAGAAAAAAACAGAAAAGGCUUCGUCAGAAGGAACAGAAAACGAAGGAUCAAUUGAAUGGAUGCAAGGCAUACUUGAAUCUCUCUACUAAUGCACUAGAUGAUUCACUCUCUGCAGAAGCACCUGACCCUCCAUCUCCAUUUGAUUCCAAUUUGAAUUCUCCAGAAAUGCCAGUAAAUGUUGCGUCUUUCCCUGAACGCAUUCAGUUUCCAAGCAAAGAAAUAGAAGGUACUGGUGCUCAGUUUGAUUUCAGCAGCGAAAAUGUCGAUGAAGCCAAUUUCCAGACCGUUGAAACCUGGAUGAUGAACUCAGAUGGCCGUCAACAUUUAGCAACCAAUAGAUGGCAGGUGGCAAAGUCACAAAAGGGUGGUCGAAAUGGCUUUUACAUUAGUCACGAUCUUCAAGAAUUGAACCCUGAACACUCACAAAAGCUUACUCCUAAAGAUCAUGGUCCUCUACUUAACGGCAGCAGAGCUUGGACCAAGAAAUUUAAUGAGGAUAAUGAGGAAGAGAAAUCAAAACCUAGGUUGCAGGGAGAGACCAGUAACCAACAAAUUGAACAAAAUAGCUUCGAGGUGAUGAUUGGUUCUAUUUCCGUCACACUAAGAGAUCCUGAAGUGCAAGAUACUUGUAGCACCAAGCAUACCAUACCUAAGAAAAGUAAUAUUCUGGAGAAGCCAGUCAAACAUAGUCCUAGUAAGCUUUGGAUUCCCGUCAACCAGCAUGAAACUAGUGGUAUUUGGCCAGUCGACAAAGGUGAUGAAGAAUCUGGAGGGAGUGUGUUGGAUGAGGCUGGCAAUCAAACAGUGUGCAGUGACAGAUGUAUGCAAUUAUGCUCUGUUGACAGUGAUGAUCGAGAUGGUGGAAAUCACAGUGAUAUGUUUUCAGAUGGAAAUGCUAAACAAGGAGGUUUACCGUUCUGCAGUAUUGCUGCAAAAGAGUUUCUUGCACAGAGAUGGAAGGAAGCUAUCGCAUCAAAUCAUGUGAAAUUAGUCCUAUCGUCAGAGUUGGAAGGCACGGAAGACGACUGUUCAAUGGCAUCACAAACAUCAGAUCUUCAUGAAUGCGCUGUCAAUGGCAAUACUGAGAAGCAGCUCGUACGCCUAGAAGCUUCAAGUGAAAAUGCACAGGUUAAAUUUAGAAACAAAGGGUUCCAAUUUUACCCGUGGUCUUCUGUCAAAAGUUUUUUGUGGGGCGAGUAG